Molecule: messenger RNA, 10615 nt
Organism: Podarcis muralis (Common wall lizard)
Lineage: Eukaryota; Metazoa; Chordata; Lepidosauria; Squamata; Lacertidae
Gene: SH3RF3
Product: SH3 domain containing ring finger 3
Molecular function (GO): metal ion binding; protein binding
Source: RefSeq, a predicted model, not a curated record
UCUGUUUUCCUUGUCCGAUCUGAACAAACUUCUGCAAACUUCCCCAUCUUCUCAGAUUGCUUUCAGGGGUACGUAUUUCCGUUGCUCUGACGCUUGGCCUGAGAUCGGGCUCGAAGAGGGGGGGAAAGCGCCUCCUCCUCCUCCCCACACCCCGGAUCACGAUGACCGAGGGAACACGAUGCAGUGGCGCAGCACUGUAGUUACUGCACGAAGUUGGAAUUUUACAGCUUGGCAUCUGCCGGACUUCCUCCGGAUCGGAUUCCCGAAACCUCCUGCGGGAGCUGAAGGCGUUUGAGAGCGGGACCCAGCAGAGAGCAGUAGCUGGCUGGCGCUGCGUCUUCCUAGACGAGAGACGUUUCUGGUGCUGCCGGAACCCCAUUGCGCAGCAGCAGCAGCAGCAGCAGCAGACUUUUCUCCAGGAGCCGCUUAGCUGAUUCACACCGCUCACAGCCUCCUUCGAUUAGCAGCAGCAGCAGCAGCAUCCCUUGGGGGAUAAUAGCACCACCGGCCAUCGGAGGAGGAGGAGGAGAGGGCGGGGACUGGGCGGCUGCCCUGCUGCUGCUGGCGAGUGUUACCAACAGGCCAGCUGCAGCAGCAGGCGCCAGGCUCUCUCAACAAUGCAGCGCAGGCAGCCCUCGGAUCUCGGAGCAGCAGCCGGGGAAGGCGCCCGCUGCUUCUGAUCCUCACGACGGAGUGCGAUCCAACUCGAACCUCGUCCUCGCAGCGAAACGAGAGGAGCUGGAAGUUGGCAGAGGAUCCGGAGAAGGGGCGCGCGCGCGCACGGGUGGGUGGGUGCCUCCCUCGGUUUCUCCCCAAGGCUGAUCUUGCUCUCCUCCCCUUGCUGUCACUCGGGAUAUUUGGGCAAGAGGCGAGCCCGCGAGAAGGAGUGAUGGAGGCCGCCGCCGCCGGGGACAUCGGGUUGCGAUGAUGGGAGAGCGACGGAGGCCGAGCUCGGCUGCAAGGGAGACGGCGAGAAGGGGCAGCGGGACGGGGGCAGCGCACCAAGCCGCGUAGGAGGAGAAGAGCCCGGGAGGAGCGCCUGUGCGCGCCAGCCCUUCGCCCUGAGGAGCAGCGCCCAGAAAGCGCCUCUUCCUCCGACCCAGCCUGGAAGGGCGAGAGGCGGGAGCCUUGAAGGGAACAGGUGCCGCCAGCCGCGCCGCCCCGAGAAGGGAACCCCCGUCGCCUGUAAAUUGGGGGCGGCAGAGGACGACGGCGAGGGAGCAGCGCGUGGCUGCCUGGAAUUCUUCUUCUUCUUACCACCCGCCUGCUUGGAGAGGGGUCAGAAAAUAGGUCUCCCAGUCCCCGCCCUCUGGUCCUUCUGACAGCCCCCCCCCCCCGCGGCGGGCUGGGCUUUGGGCUUGCCGCCGGCCCGCUUCUUCUUGCUCCUCCUCAGCUGCCAUGUGUUGUGGCUGCCGCCUGUCGCGCGGCCUCCGCUGCUGGUCUCCAUGCUCCUAGGGGCGUCCUGGCUGUGCUCCUCCAAGGCCGCCGCCGCCGAGAAGCGGGCUGCCGAGGAGAGGCGGAGGCGGCGCGCUGCGGGAGGAGGAGGUGGCGGCGGGGGUGGUGGCGGCGGCAGUAACGGCGAGGGGCCCCCAGCCGCCGCCGCCGCCGCCUGCGGAGGGGCCAUGGACGAGUCUUCGCUGCUGGACUUGCUGGAGUGCUCCGUGUGCCUGGAGCGCCUGGACACGACGGCCAAGGUGCUCCCGUGCCAGCACACUUUCUGCCGCCGCUGCCUCGAGAGCAUCGUCAGCUCCCGCCACGAGCUGCGCUGCCCCGAGUGCCGCAUCCUGGUGGGCUGCGGGGUCGACGAGCUGCCCGCCAAUAUCCUGCUCGUCCGCUUGCUCGACGGCAUUCGGCAGAGACCCCGCGCCGCCGCCGCCGCCGGCAACGGAGCCCCGGGGAGCCCCACAGCCCCGGGCAACGCGGCUGCUCCAUGUGCGGGCAACCCCGCCGCAGCAGCAGCGGGAGGAGGAAACAACCCUGCUCCCGCCACUAACCCCGCCUGUCACCCCGUGGCGGCGGCGGCUACAGCGGCCUCCCCAGGCUCCCCUAGCAGCGCCGCCGCUGCAGCCGCCGCCUCAGCCGCCGCCAGCCUGAGGGAACUGGCCGCCGCUAGCCGGAGCGCCCUGCUGAAGAACUCUCAACUUCCCUACGGAAAAGCUCUCUAUGCUUAUGAAGGCAAGGAACCUGGUGACCUCAAGUUUAACAAAGGAGACAUUAUUAUACUGCGACGAAAAGUAGACGAGAAUUGGUAUCACGGGGAACUGAAUGGAAACCAUGGCUUUUUCCCAGCAAGCUAUAUCCAGUGUGUCAAGCCCCUCCCACCAGCUCCACCUCAGGGCAAAGCACUUUAUGACUUCGAAUUAAAGGACAAGGAUCAAGACAAGGACUGUUUGACCUUCACCAAGGAUGAAGUCUUGACUGUCAUCAGGAGAGUAGAUGAUAAUUGGGCGGAAGGAAUGCUGGGAGAUAAGAUUGGAAUAUUUCCUAUCCUCUAUGUAGAGCUCAACGACUCAGCUAAACACCUUAUUGAGAUGGACAAGACCAAUCUAACUUCCGCAUCUGGCAGUGAUGUCCCUUUGCCAGCUGACACUAACCUGGCCGUAAACACGGUCCAGUGCUGUACAUUGAACAGUGCCGGAGCAGUCAGUGCCAUUCAGAGGCACAUUGAUGGCAAGAAGAAUGCCAAGAAGCGCCACUCCUUCACUGCUCUCAGUAUGACACACAAAUCUUCUCAGGCCAUGAAUAACAGGCAUUCCAUGGAAAUUAGCGCCCCUGUCCUCAUCAGCUCAAGUGACCCCCGUGCUGCUGCCAGAAUUGGAGAUGUGACUCAUCUCUCAUCCAGCGCUCCAGUCCAGGAUUCUACUUUCGCUGGAACUGCAACCAUGACUGGACCCAGAACAAGUGCAAUCAUUGGAGAUCAGGGAACACCAUCAAAGGUCCAGCUGCCCCUCAACAUCUACUUGGCAUUAUAUGCAUACAAGCCGCAGAAGACAGAUGAACUGGAACUACGCAAGGGUGAAAUGUAUCGCGUUAUUGAGAAGUGUCAGGAUGGCUGGUUCAAAGGGACGUCUUUGAGAAACGGCAUGUCUGGAGUCUUUCCCGGCAACUACGUAACUCCUGUUUCGAGGGUUCCUGCUGGAGCUGGUCAGCCGAGGAAUUUGGCAGGAGGGUCUCCCACAGCCAGAGGCUCUCCAGGAGCCGUCCACCCAGGAAGCCCAGCUCUUACAAACACCGCUGCUGUUGUCAGGCCAGCUGUUCCAAUCACCGCUCCGCCCACUCAGCCCCAGCUGCCAACAGCCUCUCCGCAGAUGAAUAAUUGCUCGAGGUAUUCCUCUCAGCAGACAGGCAUCCAGCCCCGCAGUUCUGUACAAAUGGUUGUCCACCCUUCUGUGCAGGCACAGGACCGGCCCACAGCUACAGUCUCACCACUAAGAACACAGAACUCCCCAUCCCGCCUCCCAAGCACUGUGGUCAGGCCACACUCUGUGGUUUCUCCGCAACACAUCCACCACUCCCCUGUGCACAUCAUCCCCGGAGCACAGUGUGCCAGGCCCAUGAUUCCCCUCACGUCGGCGGCGGCAGCAAUUACUCCUCCCAACGUCACUGCAGUCAACCUGAAUGGAGAAGCAGGAAACGGGCCCAUCAGUAGCCUGGUGACUUGCAGCCCAACCAACACAGCCUGUAAGGCAGAAGAGAGGAAAAACGAAAAGAAAGAAAAGAAAAGUGGUCUGCUGAAGCUUCUGGCAGGAGCAUCCACAAAAAAGAAAUCCCGCUCUCCUCCGUCAAUGUCCCCAACACAUGACCCUCUGGCAGUGAUGGAAGGGAUGCUGCAGGGGGCUAUGGGACCUGAACUAUCCUCUCUCUCUAGCCAUGGGAGAGCAGGCUCAUGCCCAAUUGAAAGUGAAAUGCAAGGAGCAAUGGAGAUGGAGCCACUGCACAGAAAGACAGGCUCUUUGGAUUUGAAUUUCCCUAUUCCUUCUCCCAUAAGGCAGCUUCCGCCUUCAAUGGCAGCCAUCCGUCCAGAACCUAAGCCAUUGUCUCGAGAAAGGUAUCGUGUUGUGGUCCCCUAUCCCCCACAAAGCGAAGCCGAGAUUGAACUGAAAGAAGGCGACAUCGUGUUUGUCCACAAGAAAAGGGAGGACGGCUGGUACAAAGGGACCUUGCAGAGAAACGGCAGGUCAGGCCUGUUCCCUGGCAGCUUUGUGGAGAGCUUCUGAGGGCUUGAGCUCCACGCUUUUUGGACUCGAAGGACCUUUCACAGGAAAUUCCAUAGCACAAAAAAAAGAAAGAGCGAAGGGAAACUUUCCUAAUAUCCACUGCCAUAACAAGAACUGUAAUUAUUAUUUCCAAAGACUCCGCAGGCUCUUUGAUAUUCAGCCCAGGAGAUGAGGUCUCUUGCUGUGCUUUCAAACCCACGUACGGUACAUACAGGCAGUAUUGCUGUAGUCGUGCCUUCCACUCGGAGUCGAAGACUGAGAGGACACACAUUCGGGUUGUAUCUUAAGCUAAAAUCCAGCCGCCACACUUUGUGUAAAUGAUAAAGUAUGUUUUAAAAAAGGGGGGAUUAAGAAACUUGUUAUAUUGCUGUAAUUUAUUUGUCUGAGCUGCAGUGUUCUUAUUACUGGCCUAUGCAAGAGGGACUUGAGUUUCAAGAGGAGUGCAAGGGGGACUCUUGAACUUGUCUGUUUUCCCAGGUGGGGGUAAAGGAAGCUCAUGGACGGGACGGAACCCACUGAAAUCCGCACAUUGUUCGGCUAGACAGAAUUUGGGAGUCCAAAACAUUGCCAGCAUUCCUUUCUAAUAGAUACCUCAAAAUAUUCUGCUUAAGAAUACUAGUCAGGGCCUUUUCAUACACCGCGCACCCCCAGAAAAAUAUUGAGAGUAGCGUUCCCCGUGUCAGGCGAGUCAACACUGGAAAAGUGCAUUUUCCCACGACUUCCCAACCCAUUCUGAAAGCCAAAUCCUAUGUGUGACAAUGGACCGCAUGACAAAGUCACAUCGAGCAGUGUGGACACCACAUUUGAGACUUUUUCUCUUGUCACUGCAUCUCCUGUAGUUAGCUUAAUAGCGCAUCAAAGAUUUCAUACGAAGAGCCAACAAUCUGAUAUGCUGGACUGACUAUCAUCAACUACAUGACAUUUUGGUUAGCCAUUACUUUUUCUUUCCUUUGCAGCAUUUUUAUUUUGAUUGUUGCUUUAAUGUAUUUCAGAUAAGAGAGCUUUUAUACAGUAUACUUUUCUAAUGCAAGAAAUGUUAUACAUUGCAAACUCCAUAUAGAUAAGGAAAGUCCUACUUCGCAUAGAUAACGGCGCUAGUUUUCAUUUUAAAAACCCAGUUAAUAAAUACUUGAUUUGGCAUAUCUGAUUAAAAAAAUUGUUCUCAAGUAUGCAAAAGAUCUUACCAUUGCCAUACUUGCUACUGACAUUGAAGCAACUGGGGCCAGGAUACAGAUAGGACCACAAGCAGAAGAAAUCCUUGUGAAACUCUCUGCAUCAGGAGUUCCCAAACUGGUUUUUAUACUACCAGUGGUCCAUGAGUUUCAUUCAGUUGGUCCAGCAUGUGUCUAUGGAUGAAGAUGGGAGAUCCCAUAUCCAUUGCAUUAAAUAGACACAUUUAUUUUUAAUUGUAUUUUAUUGCUUUUAUGUCUUAUAUUCCAUGGCACUCAAAUUGUAAUACAAAAUAAAAGAAGCAAUAACAAUGCAAUUAAAAAAAUCAUACAGCAUCUAGUACAACACACUGCAAUUGCUACAACUGGAUGAGAAACCGUCAAGUGGCUCUCAGCAAUUUCAAGUUGUCCAUGGGGGGACAUUUGGGAACCCCUGCUCUAUGUGCAAGGUUUUGCACAAGCUAUGCGUACAAGUAGCUUCGUGAAACAUGCUUCCACAUGGGGAAAGUGUUCUCUGAAUGCACCUCGCGUGAGCAGGUUUCACAAGGAAUAUUACCUUGAUCUGCUUGUGGAAAGCAAAUCUCUGGUUUCUGGUCAGCAACUGCUAUAGAGUGUGACAAAAAAGAAGAAGUAAGAGAUGGCAAAUAGGCAAAGCGAUUGAAUUCGAUCCAAAGACGCAUGAGUGGAAGGAAAACAGCUUGCUAGUGGCAUUCAGCAAACCCUUACGAAAGAGAUCACACAGUGCUAUAAUAGGCAUGCUCCACAGCAGUACUCAUGCUUUCAGCUGCAGGAGAACAUCUGUGGAUUUAUGCAAGGCUAUUGCAUGAGCUGUAAAACAGCUGUGCUGUGAGAGGAAGCCCCGCUCCACACCCAGAAGGGCACCUUUGGAUUCAACCCAUUACUCAUUGACUGAAUGAAAUUCCAUUGGUUAGCUCAGAUACCUACACAUUCAUUUAUCAUCUGUUGUAUUAGAAGAUACUACUAUGUGUAUUUUUGUAUGCUUUAUUGUCGCUAAUGUCAGGCUCCUAAAGAUCAAAACCUUUCUAUUGCUUUCUUUCUCUGCAACCAGAGGGGAGUCGGAAUCUUAAGAAUCACUAAAUAUACAGUGGCCUGUUCCUUACACACAAAUAUAUUGUGUCGGAAGCCUCUUCAAAGCAUAGUACGCUGUCUAGACAGCGAUAAUUACUGGAGAUUUGGGAGCUUUUCCAGGAGGAUUCAUUUUAAUUGACUUCUACAUGGCAAUAAAAAGAACACUGCAGGUUCCCGCAAGCACAGAACGCUGGAAUUCUUAUUUCUCUCUGUCUCUGAACAUCAGAGAGAAGAUGGCUGUAAUUACCACUAUCAAAAUGUGAUUUGUUUCUGUAGAAAUGUAUAGUUCUGAACAGUGUUUGGUUUUCUAACCUGGGUCAAGCUACAUAAUAAUAAUAAUAAAAUAUUCAGGCAAUAGACGCUUCCGGCAACCAAGAACUUAAAGGUGCAAUAAAUAGGAAGCAAGAAAAUAAACCUGUCAUAAAUCAGCUGUUGACAUCUGUUAAAAAAAAUUGUCAGAGAGACAGAAGGAUAUUUUUAGCAAUGUCUUUUGCUCGGUUUAAUUCAGGCAGUGUAUACUGGAACCACCACCCAAAAUCUUCCCAUUGUUGUAAUGUAUUACUUUGUCCUGCAUAAGCUACACUCUUCUCAUUCUAAGACAUGGGCAGAAAUCAAGAGAAUUAGCCCAUUGCUCCUUCAAAAUGUAGGGUAAUAUUUUUUACUCUCUUAAUUUUAACAUACCAGACUAACAGCCCAGUCCUAAAACUUGCUGAAACAAUCAUCAGGUACUUGGAUAGAUGAGACCCAUUUCUGAUGACACCAGCUCUGAGGGCAGAUACUCAUGCACAAAUAAUUAUGGGGUGCUAGCUAUAUUCUAGGAAGCCAUAUUCAGUGAUGGAAAUAUUCAGAUAAUCUCUCUCGUAUAUAUAGAAAAGCUGGUACAACAAUAUAAACAACAUGUAUUUCAUUCGCCAGGGAGCCUGUGGCAUACAAAGAUUAAAAAAAGGAUAUGUGGAAGUAGUAAAAGUGAGUUCAAAAACAUUUCAGCUGUUACUCAGGUUACUUUCAAUCUUCUGUGGGAUCCGGUAGGUAGAACGUCUAGCUUUAGCUAGAGCUCCCCUAGAGCAGACCUCCCUAAACCUAUUUGGCUCAAAGAUUGUAAUCGCCCUCAGCCAGCCCUGUGGCACCCACAGGUCAGUGGUGUGGCCACCCCACACUGUCACAUGGGCACACUGCCCCCUCCCACAGCAGAUCAGCUGACAAGGGAGGUAUUGCCACCUUCCUGCUCAUCAAAUCAUCCUUCCGAUGACUGGACAGGGAGCCAAUUUGUGUCCCUGUCAGAUUCGCUGGGCCGCAUGCCUUACCCCUCUCUCUCCAACCCCUCCCGGGGCUGUGUCGACUUUUGUGGUUGUUUCUUUUGCUACCAAACAUGGAGGGGCUUGAGGGUAGACCAGGUGAGGCCCCAGAUCGGUCAUUAGCCACCCCAGUUCUACAGGAGGCUAAGGCUCACCUGUGCCUUCCCCAAAGGGGAGUUUACCCGAGGAUAUUGGCAUGCCCUUAUUUCCAGCUAUCACUCGUCUCUCAAGCCGAUUUUGAUUAUUACCCCAACACACACACACGUGUACCAGUAUCUGCACUUCCUGUCUUCUCCUGUGGAGUGAUUUAGGCACUGGUCUGGCCAGAGUCAGCUGCCUCGUGAAUUGUCUUGAAGCGCACACUUUGGCCAGCCCAUUCUGUUCCCUCCUUCCCAUCUACCUCUUCUCAUCAUUUAAAAACAAAUGACACAAUCAAGGCAAAGCUUAACACUUUUAAAUUCUGUUUUCCUUAGAAGAUGUUUGGGUACGUGCUUAAGUUCCACCUUAAACUUCAAAAUACUCAGUAGGGGGCAAACUGCAUAUUGCACACUAAAACAUGUAAGGGUGCCAUGAUGCCAUUUGUUUAUUUAAAAAAAAUGAAAGAAAGCAAAACUAGCUGUUUCGGGAGGGGCAGUUAGAGGGAGGAAAUAGGUGGGGUGUGCAACUUAACCCUUCCCCUGCCUGAUGUUUUGUUCCCAAUGGCUCCCUGCCCAAUACACGAUUCCAACCAUGUUUUUGCAUGCAUCUUUGACACAUUCAGGGAAGAGCUGCUUGGGAAUGUGAUUUGGAGAGGGAAUACAGUGGACAGCAUAAGGAUGGGAUGGGUGCUCCCUUCUCUGCCACUUCAUUGCUCGAAAUCCCCACAUCUCAGAAGUGGCUUUGCUGGUUUUUUUAAAAAUGAACUACAGUGCUUUUACAUGUGUUAGCGUGUGAUGUGUCUGUUACCCUUAAAUAUAGCUGUAGCAUGCCCAGGUCAAUUGUGACUUUUGACUUCAAGUGUGAGAAUAUCUGUGGCUGGCAAUGUAAAGUGUCAUUUUCCCCCCGGGGGAGGUAAAAGGGUGGUGGAAAUUCAGAACUUCCUCCAGCUGGGAACCUGAGAUGAUGGAGUGUUUUCUUCACCAGCAUCUGUACUCAGAACUGAGGAAAGAUGGAAAGGAAUGGGCAGAGGAAGAUGGUUUCUAUUCUGAUUUGCUUUGGAAUUAUUGCAACCAAUUGUUUGGACCAAAUCCAUGUUGGUGCUUCUGUAGUUUGAGCAAGGAAACAUUCCUCUCACAAGUAAAAGGGGAUUAAAGACAGUGCAUUCUCCCACUUCCUAUGAUACAUGGGUUUUUUUAUAUAAAAAAAAAUCUCUAGUUCAGGACAGUGCACAUAAUUAUAUGCUUAAUACUGAAGGCUCUCUACAGUGGACCAAAAAUGGUGGCUGUUUGCCAUAGUUGUGACAGCCUCUCUUACAUAAUGUCAAAAGAGUUUUGCACGAGUAAGUCAGAUGUGAGCAUUGUGUACUUCAGCUGUAGACGGGAGACCAGGAUUCAAAUAACCACACAACUAGUUCCACGUAUCUAAGGUGGCUUCAGAGAUGUUUCCUGAACAAAUCCCCCUGCCCAGUGCUGUAUGGUAAACCACUCUUGAAACCGAGGAGAGCAUCAAAGGCAAUUUAUUGGAGUAGGGUUGCUGUUCAAAGAAAAAAGGUGCAAAUCUUCCUAGGCACACAGAUGUCCAUGCAUGCACCUACAGUUGCUUGUUCUUUGAUAAACAAGGCCACCCCUUAUCUAGAAUUGGUUCCUUUGCUGUGCUCAGAAUAUAGAGUAGCAAAGGAUCUUAGCUCUUGCACAGUGUAUUCAGCCAGCCAUUCACGCAACAGCAACACCAAGGAAUCAUCACCCUUUGGCAGGGAUAUUAUAGCCACUGUUGUUUUGCCAAAAAGCUUUUGCACAUCUCUGUAUGAAGGUGUUAAUCCAUAAUCCACAAACUCCACUAGGACAAAAUGCAACAACUUGCAAACACAUCUUUUCUGAAUUCAGUAUUUUUAAAGGUUGUGCCACCCACUGGCGGAGGAAGAGGGGGGCGGGGAGAGCGCACCGUCCCCGGUAGCACAAUCCCAGUGGGGUGCCAUCGGAGCUGCCCCCCUGCCCGCGUUGGGCACUAUGCCCCCUCAGGUGGCGCACCAUGCCCCCGGGGUGCAUGCCAGCCAUGCCACGCCUGCUCUCCCCCCCCCCCCGGUGCUGGAGCAUGAAGCUCCGCCACUGGUGCCACCACAUUCACUCCAAUCCCAGCAUUUGAUGCUUAAAAACCCAUCGCUCACAUUUCCUCUGAGGAUUAAGAGUUUCUUUGACUGUUUGAAGCUCCAACAACAUUUGAACAACAGGUCUUAGCUCUCAUCUAUCAUGGUAGCUUGGAGAAGUCUCCUGUAGCAGUGGAUCAGUUUCACGUAUGUAGCACAAACACAGAAUGCAAAAGACAAGGCAGGAAUUCUGGAUAGUGACCUCUGUGUGGAAAGUAUUAGCUCUUCCGGUGGUCCAUGUUGAUAAAUGGCAUUCAAAGGACAGGAAGCAUGGGGAGGGAGGGGGGAGUGUGUGCACACGCAUGUGUGCGUUUCCUAAGACAGAAAAUGAACAGAAUUGUCCUGGCAGCCUUGUUUUGUAAAAUGCCAGGUUUGUUGUACUGGAGAAGGUUUCUGCUAACUGAACAAACCCUUUGUACUUUGCACAGUUCAGGAAAAAAAUGGUUUUUGUUACACAUGGAUGUUAACAUACAAUUUUGAAAAAACAUCAAUGGUUAUUAUGAGUACAAAUGAACUGCAAUUACUGUGUUUCUCAUCCUUUAAAUAAAAUAACCAUUAAUGUAA